Messenger RNA from Ziziphus jujuba (common jujube), 2900 nucleotides. Its product is annotated as G-type lectin S-receptor-like serine/threonine-protein kinase At4g27290. The coding region runs from base 100 to 2562 and encodes 820 amino acids. The record is from RefSeq and is a predicted model, not a curated record. NCBI's taxonomy places the organism in Eukaryota, Viridiplantae, Streptophyta, Magnoliopsida, Rosales, Rhamnaceae. Gene Ontology annotation, biological process: protein phosphorylation; recognition of pollen. Gene Ontology annotation, molecular function: protein serine/threonine kinase activity; ATP binding. The transcript is spliced from 7 exons.
AACCAUAAUUACCAGAACUCGUCCUAUGCGUCAAGGUUUAUCUACGCCUGUCUCUACAUAUAUCUAAGAAGAGAGGUCCAGAUUCUAGCCAAAGAAGAAAUGGAGAUUCUUUCUUUUACAUCCUUAUUAAGUACCAUACUAAUCCUUUGCUCCUCUGAGUCAUCUAUAGCCCUUGACACCAUUUCUGGAACCCAAACAAUCACUGAAAACAGCACCUUGAUUUCCAAACAUGGAAAAUUCGAACUGGGUUUCUUCAGUCCAGGUAGUUCCACAAACAGGCAUGUGGGAAUUUGGUACAAGGAUAUUCCAGGUAAAACUAUUGUUUGGGUGGCAAACCGGCAGAAGCCAAUCAACGACUCUUCGGGGACUUUGAUGAUUAACAGAACAGGGCAUCUUGUCCUUCUCGGACAGAACACUAGUACUGUUGUUUGGUCAGCAAAACCAAACAAACCAAUCCAGGCUACUCUAGUAUUACAGCUUUUGGAUAGUGGAAAUCUAGUCCUAAGAGAUGAGAAUUCAGAAGAGAGCUAUCUUUGGCAAAGUUUUGAUUAUCCUGGUGAUACUUUAUUACCAGGUAUGAAGCUGGGUUGGGACUUGAAAGCUGGCCUUGAAAGGCGUUUAGUAUCUUGGAAGAGCUCUAAUGAUCCUUCUCCUGGAGACUUUAGCUGGCGGAUUGAACUUUCUAGCUACCCUGAUUCUGUCAUGUGGAAAGGCUCCGACAAGUACUGCCGGAAUGGCCCAUGGAAUGGCCUUCGUUUCAGUGGUCAACCAGAACUAAAACCAAACCCUCUAUUCAAGUUUGAAUUUGUUUCCAAUAAAGAUGAAGUUUACUACAUUUUUUACCUCCAAGAUGGAUCUGGAAAAACCAGGAUUGUUGUGAACCAGACAAGUGGUUAUAACCGGGAACGCUACGCUUGGGAUUUAGCGAUUAAAAGUUGGAAAAUAUAUGCGUCAGUGCCAAUAGACAACUGCGACAAGUAUGCUCAGUGUGGUGCCUAUGGAAACUGUAUCACUGGGGAAUCCCCAAUUUGCCAAUGUUUAAAGGGUUUCAAGCCAAAAGGAAACUUUAUCAACUGGUCUCAAGGAUGUGUACGGAAUAAACAAUUCAGCUGCGAGGACAAACAUUCAUCUGGGUUUCUCAAAAUUCGUGGUUUGAAAUUGCCAGAUACUACGUAUACUUGGGCAAAUGCAAAUUUGAGUCUCAAGGAAUGCAAAGUCCAGUGCUUGAGUAAUUGUAAUUGUACAGCUUACACAAAUUCUAAUAUCACAGGAAGAGGAAGUGGCUGUGCCAUGUGGUUUGGAGACUUGAUUGAUAUUAGAGAGGUUAAAGAUGGACAAGAUCUAUAUAUUCGAGUGCACGCUUCAGAGUUAGGUAGAAGCAGUGAGCAUAAGGUGAAAAUAGUUGUGAUAGUUUUGGCUGUCUUUGUUGUGGUCUGUGGAAUAUUCUUGCUCGCUAAUUACAUCCGCAAAGUCAGGACGAGGAAAGACUUAGAAGACAAUGCAGGAACCAGUGCAAUAAUGAACAAUCAGAACAACGAAAGCCAAACACAAAACCUAGAGGUGCUAUUCUUCAACUUAGAUAAGAUUGUUAAGGCCACUAACAACUUCUCAAGCAGCAAUAAACUUGGAGAAGGUGGUUUUGGACCUGUUUACAAGGGUACACUAGAAGAUGGGCAAGAAAUUGCUGUGAAAAGGCUUUCAAGGAGUUCAUUACAGGGAGUUAACGAAUUCAAAAAUGAAGUAAUUUUGAUUGCCAAACUCCAACACCGAAAUCUGGUAAAGCUUCUUGGUUGUUGCGUUCAAGGGGAAGAAAAAAUGCUGGUUUACGAAUACAUGCCUAAUAAUAGCCUGGACUCCUUCAUUUUUGACACAACAAAAAGUAUGCUCUUAGAUUGGUCUAAGCGCUUCAACAUAAUCUGCGGAGUUGCAAGGGGAAUUCUAUAUCUCCAUCAAGAUUCAAGAUUAAGGAUUAUACAUAGGGAUCUCAAAGCAAGUAACAUUUUACUUGAUAAUGAAAUGAAUCCUAAAAUUUCAGAUUUUGGUAUGGCUAGAACUUUUGGAGGAGAUCAAAGUGUAGGGAAUACAAAUAGAGUGGCCGGAACAUAUGGUUACAUGGCACCUGAGUAUGCUGUAGAUGGAUUAUUCUCAGUGAAGUCUGAUGUCUUCAGCUUUGGUAUUUUGUUAUUGGAAAUCAUUAGUGGAAAGAGAAAUAAAGGGUUCUAUCAUCAAACGAACGAUUUUAACCUUAUUGGACUUGCAUGGAAAUUGUGGAAGGAAGGCAGACCUUUAGAACUAAUGAGUCCAUGCUUCAAGGACCCAAUUAAUCAUCCUGAAGUGCUGCAUUGGAUUCAUAUCGGUCUCUUGUGUGUACAAGAGCACCCUGAAGACAGGCCAAGCAUGUCUUAUGUGGUUGCGAUGUUAGGUAGUGAAAGUAGCUUGCCCCAGCCCAAACAACCUGCUUUCUCAUCCGGAAAAGUCACAGUUAGAGCAGACUCUUCAUCCAGCAAGGCAAGAUCCUCUUCCACCAAUGAAAUGACUGUAACUGAUUUAGAGCCUCGAUAGAGGUGUGAUCUCUAAUUACGGUUCUACCAUUGUCACUUCUAAAAUUUCAAUGUGCAGCAGAUUGUUUAUUGGGCAAGCAUGGAAUUUGUUUUUUUUUUUUUUUUUUUUCCUUAACCAAUGAAAUUGUUCCUACUCUUUUAGUGCCUCAAUAGAGGUUUAUAUAGUUACACUUAUACUAUUGUCACUUUUAAGAUUUAAAUUUGAGAGCAAGAGCACCGUGAAGAAAGGCCAAGAUAUUAUAUGUGGUUGUGAUGUUGGAUAGUAGAAGUGCCUUUCCCUAUCAGCCCAAACCAACCUGCUUUCUCAUCAGGUAAAAACAUUGUUGCAGCAGAUUCAUC